Paramormyrops kingsleyae is the source of this 2382-nucleotide messenger RNA. It is a transcript of the gene c8h1orf159, whose product is annotated as chromosome 8 C1orf159 homolog. The record is from RefSeq and is a predicted model, not a curated record. Lineage: Eukaryota; Metazoa; Chordata; Actinopteri; Osteoglossiformes; Mormyridae.
GGACAAACCCGCAGUAUGGGUCUGUCGCAUGCACAGAGUGUUGAUUCUCCCUGCACCGAACGCUACUCUCAGCCUCGCAACCGACUGGGCCCGGCACUGCUUUCGCUACAGUGUAGCACUGCAUCGGCCGAGUGCCUUAGCGGCGUAAUAUCGCUUCCUUAUGGUCAGGGGAGCUGUGGCUUGUUAUGGCUUUGCCAUGCUUGGUCUUCACAGGAGCCUUGCUUCAAGUUGUCUGUGAAACUCCAGUAAACAAGACUCUUCUGCUGGUUUCCAAUGAUAAUGGUGGAGAGGCCCUGCCAAGAAAUGGAACCUGUUUCAACAGCACUUGGUGUCCCCCAGGGUGCUAUCUGCAAAUUUUGGAGAAUGGCUCAGCUUUGUGUGUGCAGUGUGACUCUGUGGCCUUCAGACAUGAAAACUUAACCACCUGCAACUACUCACACAUUCUGCCAGAAGUCAACCUAACCAUGUUAGCGACCGUUGGGCCCAAAAUCGGUGGCCCUGGGGUUGCGGCCUCCCUCCUCUUGGGAACCCUGCUGCUCAGUUUGCUCCUCAUCCUGUCUGUUGCCUCCUUCUUCUACCUCAAACGCUCCAACCGACUCCCUGGCCUUUUCUAUAGACGCAAUAAAGCUUUUAUAUUCCAACCAAGUGAGACAGCUGUCAUGAUACCUAGCCCUGCAUCAUCUGGGCGCAAACCUAGAUACGUCAGAAGAGAGAGGCCCUCUGUGACGACGGCAUCAACUGCUGUCACCAUCUCUACGACAGCCAUAACCAAGGUCAGCAAUGUAUGAGGAGCAACUCAUGAACAAGCCGAAAUUGGUGCCAAAAGAGUGACCAUUUUCUGUGAUGGAGAAUUGACUGAGCCAGUGGUCUUGGAGGUGCUUCAAGUGGUGGUCACGACCAGUGGUGGUCGUUCACUAGUUCGUUUUAAUGACGUCUUUGUAAUUUUUCUGCAUUCUGGCCAAUAAUACCUGCUUGGAGAAAGGCUCUUUUUUGCUUCUGUACCUCGGUAGACCGAUAUUCCUGUUCAUUUUUGAUAUAUAGCCAAAUAUGAAUUAUGUGAUUAUGCUGGUUGAAGACUCGGUGCCAAAUUUUUGUUUGUGAAGCUUUCUGUGGCUUAUUGAUUUAGUAAACAUUAAGAAAAAUAUUUUCCAUCAGUAAAAAUGUGCAAUUGUUCAGAGAAAACAGUUUAUUGGUGGUCAAGGACCAAGCACAAUUAGGUUGACUGAGGUGAGUUGUGCCUUCUGAUCUUUGUAGCACUCUCUCUAAAACUCUUUUUUUACAUUUAGGGUUUUCUAAUUUUGCAUUUCUGCUUUGUUUUUAUUUGUUUUUGGCAUUUUUUAAAAAUAUGUUGUUUUGAGCCAUGAACCAAAUUGAACAUUGUAAUUACAUGUUUUUCCUCUAGAACCCAUAAAAUUUUAACAUUAAUGGGUUAAAUAAAGUUAAACAAAAUUGUCUUCAUGUUGAAUAAUUGCUAAAAGUAUUGCAGGGCUUCGGUUACAUUGUGUAUUUUGCUCAACGUAAAUAUCUAAUGAAAUUUCCCUCUCUAUUCCAGCUAUGGAUGUGCAUAAAUGUGCUGAGUUUGUAAAAUAUGAUACACGUGUAAAUACAAAGUAAUAUAUGUAUUAGUAUACAAAAUCCCAGCAGUUUUCCUUUGUUUUAAGUAAUCAGUUUAUUCCCUUCUAGAGGAACAUUUGUACUUUUCAGUGAUGUAUUUAUUAAAGAACAUACUGUAUGUUAAUGCUGUAAAGUUGAAGGUUGUGGAUUGUGUCCCUUGCAGCUUUGUGUUUUGCUUGUAAUCAUGUUCCACAGGAAUGUUCUUAUUGGCAGAUAUAUUUGUCAUUCUUUGCCAAAGAAAAUCAUUGCACAUGAAAUGAAUGUCUCUUAGUGCCUAGUUAAAAGGAUUCUGGUGAUAGAGCCGACCAGCCUGUGGUUUAACUAGUUGUGACUAGUCUCCAAGGAUGUGAAUAGUUUUGUAUGCUUUUUGUGUAUUAAAUUAAACAUUUUCAAAAACCUAAAAUGGUAUUUCAUAAUAAUUGUGACUAUUGUACACCUGAUGUCUAAUUCAUGGAGAGUAAUUGUGAAGCAGUUGAACAGAUGCAGAAGACAAAUGUAGAUAUUUACAGUUCAAACUGAGCAGUUGUCACAAUAAUGAACUGAAGAAACAGAUCCAGGCUUGAAGUCGAAGCACAUUAAUUUAUUUCAUGUUUGUAAUAUAUCAGCUGCAGCAACAUGUACAUUUGUAUAUAGUUUUUCUACAAAAAUGUACGGACUUUGUAUGAGAAAUGUUCGUGUACAAAUAUGUAAAAAGUCUUGGUUGUAUGAGUUUAUAUAAUUUAACAGUCGAAGGAAGUUCUUUCAAAUAAAUUGACAUUUGUAUAUGAA